This is a messenger RNA of Colias croceus (clouded yellow), 1479 nucleotides long. RefSeq names its product gastrula zinc finger protein XlCGF8.2DB-like. Lineage: Eukaryota; Metazoa; Arthropoda; Insecta; Lepidoptera; Pieridae. Gene Ontology annotation, biological process: regulation of transcription by RNA polymerase II. Bases 366 to 1409 code for a protein of 347 amino acids. Gene Ontology annotation, molecular function: RNA polymerase II cis-regulatory region sequence-specific DNA binding; DNA-binding transcription factor activity, RNA polymerase II-specific. The transcript has 8 exons. The record is from RefSeq and is a predicted model, not a curated record.
UCUAGACAUGAAAAUUGAAAGAUUUUCAUAUUUUCGCAAGUUUUCUACUGAUAUUUUGAUUUCGUUGUAUUAACUUUUAGUUUCAAUGCGCUCUAAAAUACAAUUUUUACAAACACACUUAACAUUUGGUGGAUAAAAGUAUAAUAUUUAAUUAAAAAAGAAAAUUCUGGGCUAUUGUGCUUAUGUAUUCGAAUUGUUAUAUUAUGUUUCUAUUAUUUAUUUAUUACUCCCUUAAUUUACCUUGUAAUAUAAAUGAAGUAGUGUUAUCCAACGAAUAGGGAAGCUUCCCGUUACAAAUGAAAAAAUUAGUUCAUGACGCUUUUAUUUUGGAGUAUAUCUUAUUGUUAAUUUAAGAUUACCUAGAUAUGGAAGAUGAGGAACCAAAAUCAAAGAAGCAAUAUAAAUGUGCACAUGUUGGCUGUUCAGCUGAAUUUGAUAGACCUCAUAGAUUAACACAACAUCACUUAACACAUUUUAACUAUAAACCAUUUACCUGUGUUGAAGAUGGCUGUGGAAAAUCAUACACAAGCAAAAGUCACUUAGAGAGACAUAUAAAUAGUGCACAUAGAAGCUAUAAUACAGAUGUAUUGUAUACCUGUCCAAAAUGUUUAAAACAAUAUGCAAACAGGCAAAAUUUAAAAAGGCAUUAUAAAAUACAGCAUCUUGAUGGAACCAAACCAUUUGCAUGUGAACAGUGUCCACUCUCCUUUAAACAUAAGCAUCAAUUGAGCACUCAUAUGUAUCAUCACACAGGAAUUAAGGCUUUCAAUUGUCCAAUGUGUCCAAAACAAUUUGUGACUAUAACGGAACAGAAGAAGCAUAUAAGAAACCAUAAAGUGUUCACAUGUGAGCACUGCAAUCAACAAUUUACAAGAUGGACGGAUGUAUUGCGUCACAAGCAGACAAAUCAUCAGUCCGAAGAAUAUAUAUGUGAUGAUUGUGGAAAAACAUUUAACCGAAGACAGCACAUAGUCCGUCAUGUUAAACUUCACGCGAAUUCCAGGGAAAAUUCAAUUUACUUUUGCCCUUUUGAAAACUGUUUUAGGCAUUAUUCAAGGAACAGCAAUCUAAAGCAGCACAUACAAGUAAAACAUGAAGGGAUGACAUUUAAUUGCCAUCUUUGUGAUGCAAAAUUGACUACAAUGGCAAAAUUGAAUGAACACAUAGAAAGGCACAAUCGUCCUGCAAUGUAUAAGCCACCAAAGACAUUAGUUACAGGUAGAAAAAAACGCAAAGAUGCCUAUGUUCCAAGGACUAAUACAGCCCUGAAAUUAGCAGGACUGCACUGUUCCUUUGAACAAAAUCCAUAUAUGGCUCAAGGUGGAACUGUUGAACCUAAUGUAGAAAAUGGAGGUGUCAACCAGCUGUGUAAUAUAGGAAUCCAACACGAAAAUCCUGUAAUCAUUUGAAUUUAAAACUGAUUAGUUGAAAAUUGUGGUAGUACCUCGAAUGUACAAUAAAAAAAAUAUUUAUAAUUAA